Molecule: messenger RNA, 702 nt
Organism: Orycteropus afer afer
Lineage: Eukaryota; Metazoa; Chordata; Mammalia; Tubulidentata; Orycteropodidae
Source: RefSeq, a predicted model, not a curated record
AUGGAAAGGGAGGGAGAGAAAAGGGGGCGGAGUGAGCAGGUGUCGCGGGCCGAGAAAAAGGUGAGGAUUCAAAAAGUGCACACCGACAAGUCGGCGCCGGCGCAGGGCGAGAAGAGGGCUAAAACCCACGCGGGGUGUCAUGGCGAAGACAGGGCCCACCACGAGGAGGCGCGCAGGGAAAGAGCUAGAGUUGAGAAGAGAGUGAGGGGUGAGAAGGUGCAGGGCGAAAAGAGACGGAAAUUUGAGGAAAGGGCGCGGGGCGAGAGGACCCGCGGCGAGAAGGUGCAGGGCGAGGAGAGGGCCCCGGACGAAGAAAACCCUAGCCCAGAGGGGAGGGUCAGAGGCGAGAAGGGGCGGGGCGAGGGGAGGGUCCGAGGCGAGAGGGGGCGGGGAGAGGGGAGGGUCCGAGGCGAGAGGGGGCGGGGCGAGGAGACAACUCGGGGAGAAGAGAAUUGUCGCGGAGCCGAGAGGGCGAGAGCCGAGAAUGGACCGGGCGAGGAGAGAGCUGAAAUUGAGCAGAGGGGGCGGGGCGAGAAGGGACUAGGGGAGGAGCCCGCUCCAGAAGAGCAGGUGGCCAAAGGCGAAGGGAAGGCGCGCAACGAGGAACAGGGACGGGGUAAGGAGCGCAAGCAGAGCGUUGCAGCCACGUUCCGCCCUACCCCACGAUGUUCCCCGCGGUCCCUUCGGGACAGAGACCCCUAG